AUGUCUGCCAUUUCUGAUAGCGAUAGCGAAACGGAGGUUGUUUCUAGAAACCUUUGUGGAGUAGUCGACAUAGGAUCGAACGGCAUCCGCUUCAGUAUAUCCUCCAAGGCCUCCCACCAUGCUAGAAUCAUGCCGUGCGUGUUCAAAGACCGCAUUGGUAUUUCACUAUUUGAAGUUCAGUAUGCAGCCAAUUCAUUGGAUAAGGCCCCUAUCCCGGAAGACACCAUUAAGGAGGUUAGCGCAGCCAUGAAGAGGUUCAAGCUAAUUUGUGACGAUUUUGGCGUUCCAGAGACCGGUGUCCGCGUUGUUGCCACCGAGGCAACACGCGAAGCUAUCAAUUCAAAGGAAUUCAUUAGUGCUGUAUUUGAAUCCACCGAAUGGGAGGUCGAGCUUUUAACAAAAGAAGAAGAGGGAAAAAUAGGCGCUUAUGGAGUUAUCUCCUCGUUCAAUUCUGUUUCAGGGCUUUAUAUGGAUCUUGGAGGGGGAAGUACUCAAAUAUCUUGGAUAAGUUGCAUUGACGGCCAGAUCAAGAUGUCGGACACUCCAGUGUCGCUUCCAUAUGGCGCAGGGGCGUUGUCUAGAAGAAUGAAACUCGAGGAUAAGCGAGAGCUCUUUCUUGAAAUUAAGGAAGCGUACAAAAAUGCUAUUUCCAAAAUAGACAUUCCUCAGGAAAUGAUCGAAGAAGCUCGCCAAAAGGGCGGAUUCGAUCUGUUCACAUGUGGCGGAGGUCUGAGGGGAAUGGGCCAUCUGCUUUUGUCAAAGAUCAAAGAGUAUCCAAUUCAAACUAUUAUAAACGGCUUUUCAUGUUCAUUCGAAGAGUUCUCUAGCGUGGCCGACUACUUGUUCUUGAAAGGAUCUUUACCGGGCCCUAAGAAGAUCUUUAAAGUAUCUGAAAGAAGAGCGCAACAAUUGCCUGCUGUUGGUCUUUUAAUGAGCGCUGCGUUUGAAUCCCUUCCACAAGUCAAGACUGUUCAUUUCAGUGAAGGAGGUGUAAGAGAAGGCACAUUGUACUCCAUUUUGCCUCGUGAAAUCAGAGCUCAGGACCCUUUGCACGUCGCAACACGCCCAUAUGCACCUCUACUAGCUCCCAAAUACCUCGAGCUUCUCAGAGCUGCGAUUCCGGAAAAGGAUGUUCCUAAGAUUGUGUAUUCUCGAAUCGCACCAGCAUUGUGCAACUUGGCGUUUGUACAUGCUUCUUACCCUAAAGAGUUGCAACCGACUGCUGCUCUUCAUGUUGCAACAACUGGAAUCAUCGCGGGAUGUCAUGGACUUUCUCAUAGGGCCAGAGCGCUGAUAGGGAUUGCGCUCUGUAACAGAUGGGGUGGCGACGUUCCUGAACAAGAGCUAGAGCAUAAAAAACUGCUUGAAGACGUCGUGCUUCGGGACGGCAACAAGGUUGAGAGAGAGAGAAUUGUUUGGUGGACCCAAUAUAUUGGAACUAUCAUGUACGUUAUUUGUGGUGUUCACCCAGGUGGCAACAUAAGGGAUGGUUUGUUCAACUUCAACAUUGAGCAAAAAGGUGAUUCUGAUAAAGAGCUUCAAAACCUCAGCCUUGACGAGAGAAUUGCUUCUAGCAAUUCAAAGAAACGGGAAUUUGAAGUGAUUGUUCGAAUUAGCAAAGACGAUUUGAAGACUAGUGCUUCGGUAAGGGCAAGGAUAAUUACUCUACAAAAAAAAAUUCGGAAGCUCUCUCGAGGGAGCUCAGAGAAGGUCAAGAUAGGCGUACAGUUUUAUGAGGACGCUUAG
Molecule: messenger RNA, 1746 nt
Organism: Lachancea thermotolerans CBS 6340
Lineage: Eukaryota; Fungi; Ascomycota; Saccharomycetes; Saccharomycetales; Saccharomycetaceae
Gene: RTG2
Product: Rtg2p
Exons: 1
Coding region: 1-1746 (581 amino acids)
Biological process (GO): regulation of transcription by RNA polymerase II
Source: RefSeq, a predicted model, not a curated record